Messenger RNA from Polyodon spathula (Mississippi paddlefish), 2588 nucleotides. Its product is annotated as nucleolar protein 10-like. Bases 154 to 2268 code for a protein of 704 amino acids. Gene Ontology annotation, molecular function: protein binding. Gene Ontology annotation, cellular component: nucleus; nucleolus; 90S preribosome. The transcript is spliced from 21 exons. The record is from RefSeq and is a predicted model, not a curated record. Gene Ontology annotation, biological process: maturation of SSU-rRNA from tricistronic rRNA transcript (SSU-rRNA, 5.8S rRNA, LSU-rRNA). NCBI's taxonomy places the organism in Eukaryota, Metazoa, Chordata, Actinopteri, Acipenseriformes, Polyodontidae.
GGAAGACGCACUUCCUGUUGCCGCUUGAGUUGGUGUACGGCGUGGGGUAGAGGAGUGAAGGGGAACAGCGGGAUUCAUUUUUAUGUUAUUGUUGUGACUAGUAUUUUACUUUACAUAAAGUAUGAAGGUACGGCUUGAUUGAGAAGAGGAAUAAUGCAGGUCUCCAGUGUAAACGAUGUAAAGAUCUAUAACCUGAGCUGUGGGAAGUCGCUACCAGAGUGGCUCUCAGAUCGGAAGAAAAGAGCGCUUCAGAAGAAGGAUGUUGAUAUACAGAGGAGAAUUGAGCUCAUCCAGGACUUUGACAUGCCAACAAUCAGCACGACGAUUAAGGUGUCAAAAGAUGGGCAGUAUAUCCUGGCAGCUGGCACAUACAAACCUCGGGUUCGCUGUUACGAUACUUACCAGUUAUCUUUGAAGUUUGAAAGGUGUCUGGACUCGGAUGUUGUAACUUUUGAUAUCUUAUCAGACGAUUACUCAAAGCUGGUUUUCCUGCACUGUAACCGCUAUGUAGAAUUUCAUUCACAGCACGGCCAUUAUUACAAGACACGAAUACCAAAGUUUGGUAGAGACUUUUCAUAUCACUAUCCAUCAUGUGAUUUGUACUUUGUUGGAGCAAGCUCAGAAGUGUACAGACUUAAUCUGGAACAAGGAAAAUUUCUGAAUUCCUUACAAACAGAUGCUGCGGAGAACAAUGUGUGUGACAUUAACCCUGUCCAUUACCUGUUUGCUACUGGCACAGCAGAGGGUAAAGUGGAGUGCUGGGAUCCAAGGACUAGAGGUCGUGUUGGCUUACUGGACUGUGCUUUAAGCAGUGUGACAGAAGAUACAGAGGUGGAAGGUUUACCAUCGGUGUCUGCUUUGAAGUUCAAUGGGGCUUUGCACAUGGCAGUCGGAACAAGCACAGGCCAGAUUUUGAUGUAUGAUCUCCGCUCUAAUCGUCCACUUCUUGUCAAGGAUCACCAUUAUGGGCUUCCGAUCAAAUCCAUUCAUUUCCAGGAUCAAUUAGAUUUGGUUUUGUCUGCAGAUUCCAAGAUCAUAAAGAUGUGGAAUAAAGAUACGGGAAAAAUAUUUUCGACCCUUGAACCAGAACAUGAUAUAAACGACGUCUGUCUCUAUCCCAAUUCAGGAAUGUUGUUUACAGCUAAUGAAGAUCCUAAAAUGAAUACUUUUUACAUUCCUGCCUUGGGUCCUGCUCCACGCUGGUGCUCUUUCUUAGAUAACCUCACAGAGGAGCUGGAGGAGAACCCUGAGACCACUGUGUAUGACGACUACAAGUUUGUCACCCGAAAGGACUUGGACAGCUUGGGACUUGCACAUCUAAUUGGUUCCCCGUUGCUCCGGGCCUACAUGCAUGGAUUCUUCAUGGAUAUUCGAUUGUAUCACAAGGUUAAGACCAUGGCAAACCCAUUUGCCUAUGACGAAUACCGCAAAGAGAAGAUCAGGCAGAAGAUAGAAGAAACAAGGGCUCAGAGAGUCCAGAUAAAGAAAUUGCCAAAGGUCAACAAACAGCUGGCUAUAAAACUGAUUGAAGAAGAGGAGGAGGCAGACCAGAGGACAUUGAAGAAAAAGAAGGGAAAGAAUCUGCCAAACAUCCUGAGCGACGAUCGGUUCAAAGUGAUGUUUGAGAACCCGGAUUACCAGGUGGACGAGGCUAGCGAGGAGUUCAGACUCCUGAACCCUAUUGUGUCCAAGGUGAACGAGAAGAGGAAGAAGCAGCUGCGGAAGCUGGAGUGUGAAUUAGCACCUGAACAGAAGGAAGAGGAAGAGCCGGAGGGCAAGCCCAGCGAUGCAGAGAGCUCUGAGAGCUCGGACGAUGACAAGGGCUGGGUGGAUGAGGUGAGGAAGCAGCGCAAGCUCAUGUACUUCGAGGAGAGGGCCAAGCGGCAGGAGAGGAAGGAGAAAGCACGCGAGGAUCGUCGCACCUCCCUGGAGCCCAAGUUCUUUGAGAUCAAAGCAGGAGAGGAGUUUAGGAGCUUCAAAGAUGCAGCCAGAAAACAGAAGCUACAGAAGACAACGCUUGAAGAUCGGCUUAAGUUUGAAGAGAAAUCGGGAACUUUGAAUGUGUCGGACGCCACAGUGGGCAGCAAGCAGCUGACAUUUAAAUUGAAGAAGACUGAGCAGCAGCAAAAGCAACAGGAAGCAGAGUGGCAGCACCAUCAAGAAAGGAAAAAACUGAGACGAGCUGCGGGGCAUCUCCAAAGCAAACCUGCCAGGGGGCGAGGUGGCAGCAUGGGCAGGGGUGGGGGCAGGGGGAGAAGACCCUUUUAAAGGGGAAGACCUUUAACUAGUUAAUACAGUGUCUGAAGAGCAGGACUGUUCACUGGCUGCACUGACCUAAUCCAAAGCUGUUCACAUGCACAAGGCUGUUGGCAGCAACGUGCUCAAGGAACUGUGCCAUGGUAAACUGCUGAAAGGCCUUCCUUACCAACAGACCUUGAAAAUACUUUGUUUUGUAGAAACUCUGUUUCUUUGUACAGACAAAACACUUCUGUAUUUUUUUUUUCUCCCCUGGAGAUCACUGCAUGUAACUGAAAUCCUAGAUCCAAUGCAAUCUUGAAUACAGGCCUAAAAUAUUAUUCUGCUUUUCA